Messenger RNA from Molossus molossus (Pallas's mastiff bat), 3671 nucleotides. RefSeq names its product RAN binding protein 3 (gene RANBP3). The record is from RefSeq and is a predicted model, not a curated record. The transcript is spliced from 20 exons. Gene Ontology annotation, molecular function: GTPase activator activity. Gene Ontology annotation, cellular component: cytoplasm; nuclear pore. Gene Ontology annotation, biological process: protein export from nucleus. NCBI's taxonomy places the organism in Eukaryota, Metazoa, Chordata, Mammalia, Chiroptera, Molossidae. The coding region runs from base 16 to 2130 and encodes 704 amino acids.
GCUUAAGGAAGUAAAAUGGCGGAUCUGGCGAACGAAGGUAGGGGAGGCGCCGUCGGGGACCAGCUGGCGGCCAGCGAACGGGCGGGGGAAGGUCCAGAGGCCACAGGCCCGAGGGAAAAGCCUGCCAUUGCUCCGCCCGUCUUUGUGUUUCAGAAGGAUAAAGGACAAAAGUCCUCUGCAGAGCAAAAAGACUUGUCGGAUUCGGGAGAGGAGCCUCGGGGGGAGGCUGAGGCUCCCCACCAUGGCACAGGUCACCCCGAGUCAGCUGGUGAGCAUGCUCUAGAGCCUCCUGCCCCUGCUAGCGCUUCAGCCAGCGCUCCUGAAGCCCAGCUUCCUCCUUUUCCACGAGAACUGGCAGGGAUUAUAGGUGGAGAAGAUUGUGAACUCUCAAGAACAAGAAAUGUCUUGAGAGUUUGGAGUUUGAUUAAGUUGGGAAAGAACAGAAGCUUUCCAUACCUGCAUUCCCAUCCUGGGUUAGAUGUUAUCCCCGAUUUUGUACUUGGUGACAGGGACUUACACGCCUCCCAGAAUGAGCUGCUUCCCUGGAGGACCCAGUGGCUUCUGAGGGGAGAGGACUGCCGCUACCUGUCCCUGCCAGCUGGCAGGGCUUCCAGUGCCACCUUGAAGCACUCGAGGUCAGCUGGCGGCUCCAGCCCUGAAGGUGGAGAAGAUUCUGACCGAGAAGAUGGAAAUUACUGUCCUCCUGUCAAGCGAGAAAGGACGUCCUCUUUAACCCAGUUCCCACCUUCACAGUCAGUAUCAAAAAACAAUGUUUUUAUGCCAUCAACCUUCUGCGAGCCAUCUGCAGGCAAUUCUGACUCAGAACCAGAGGAAAAGAGCAGUGGGUUCCGGUUGAAGCCACCAACACUGAUCCAUGGCCAGGCACCCAGCGCAGGUCUGCCAAGCCAGAAGCCCAAGGAGCAGCAGCGGAGCGUACUUCGCCCAGCAGUGUUACAAGCCCCACAGCCAAAGGCACUCUCACAGGCCGUCCUGAGCAGUGGUACCAAUGGGCUCAGUGUCCCAGCAGACUGCACAGGAACAGCGACAUCGACAUCACCCAACAACCCCACACGGAGAAGUCCACCUGACGAGGCUCCUGCACCUGAGGAGAAAGAGCCCCAGAAAAACGAGUCUAACAAUACUUCUGAAGAGGAUACACGUGAGAAAAAAGAGCAAGUCGCACAGCAAGCAUUUGUGUUUGGGCAGAACUUGAGGGACAGAGUUAAGUUAAUAAAUGAGAACACUGAAGCAGCUGACAUGGAGAAUGCCGGUCCUCCCAGUUCAGAAACACCAACCGCAACCAACUAUUUCCUUCAGUAUAUCAGCUCCAGUUUAGAGAACUCAACCAAUAGUGCCGAUGCCACCAGCAACAAAUUUGUAUUUGGCCAGAACAUGAGCGAACGCGUAUUGAGCCCACCCAAAUUAAAUGAGGUCACUUCAGAUGCCAACAGGGAAAACUCAGCUGUCGAGUCCGGGUCUGAGUCUUCGUCCCAGGAGGCCACCCCUGAGAAAGCUAAUAACAUUACAGAGUCCCUGGCUGAAUCGGCAGCUGCCUAUACCAAGGCAACAGCACGGAAGUGUUUGUUGGAAAAAGUGGAAGUCAUCACCGGGGAGGAGGCAGAGAGCAACGUGUUACAGAUCCAGUGUAAGCUGUUUGUCUUUGACAAGACCACGCAGUCGUGGGUGGAGAGAGGUCGGGGGCUGCUCAGACUCAACGACAUGGCAUCAACUGACGAUGGGACAUUACAGUCCCGACUAGUGAUGCGGACCCAGGGUAGCCUGCGGCUGAUCCUCAACACCAAGCUCUGGGCCCAAAUGCAGAUUGACAAAGCCAGUGAGAAGAGCAUUCGCAUCACAGCCAUGGAUACCGAGGACCAGGGUGUGAAGGUCUUCCUUAUCUCGGCCAGCUCCAAGGACACAGGCCAGCUGUAUGCUGCCCUGCACCACCGCAUCCUAGCCCUGCGCAGCCGUGUGGAGCAGGAACAGGAGACCAGAACACCUGUCCCUGAGCCUGGUGCGGCCCCAUCUAAUGAGGAUGACAGUGAUGAUGAUGAUGUCCUAGCUCCAUCGGGGGCCACAGGAGGCGGUGCUGACAACGAAGGAGAUGGGCAGACAGCCGGGAGCACAUAGCGCCGGGAGCUGGCCGCCCAGGAGCCUGCUGCUUUAUCCGUCUGUCCACCCACCCACCCGCCCUUCCUCGGCAGUGUUGAGGCGUGGGGCCUGGGAACCACACUCCCCGCUGGGUUGGCCACAGUCCGGAUCCGCACGGCCCGUUCAGAAGCAGAUUCGGGAACUGCCUGAAUGUGGUUUGGGACACGAGACCUCAUCAUAUUGAUGAGCAAAACAAAAAGAACAUUUCUUCCCUCCCCCCUUUGAAUUGAAAUGGCACAUUAAGACUUGUCACGGCUUCUCACUGGGACUGGAACGCCUGGUUUCUUCACCCCUCUCAUGUCGCCGCCACACCCGUGGGUCCUGCCACCUGCCCAGGCUACCAGGUCUGUUUCCACAAGUGUAAACACUGGCCCUGCUGGACGUUAUGCUAACUACUAUCUUUAUCUCCCCUUUCCCACCUUCUGAUUUGGGGUGUAUAUUUUUAGAUUUUUUCCCCCCAAGGCUUUAUUUUGGAUUUCUUAGAUUAAGAUGCUCCUGUGUGUUGAGGAGGCACAGUUCCAGCAUCCUCAUUCUUCCUAAGGUCACAGCUUGUGUGCUGGAGCCUUACUGAGGAGCUAGGGGUGCUCUGAAGGCCCCAACUUGUUCCCCACCCAAGGUUCAUCCAGGCUAUCAUGGGAUGUUGAGGGGUAGGCCUCAUGCCUAGAGAGAGCUUAUCUAGAAAAGGGUCACUGGAUCUCGGCGCAAGGGGGCUGGUUUCCUAGAUCCCCUCUCACCCAUUGCCUGGAGGGUGACAUCUUGAUGUGGAAACCUGACUCCAAGGGAUGGGGUGCCUUCCAGAGUGGGGACCUGAUGGCAAGGCCACUACUUCCCACAGGCACUCAGAACAAAGGGAUGGGCAGAUGACCAGAAGUACGUAGCAUCCUCCCCUCCUGUUUGUCCCCAUCUCAUGGGUCAUCCAUCAUCAGGUACCCGGGCACAGACCUGCUUCCUGCUGUUGGCCAUUCCUUGCCCAGCCUGGAUGGUCACCACCCCCAAUACUAUUCAUCCAGAGCCAGUGGCCUUCGUGACAGACAGAGUGGGUCCCUAGCAGGGCCUUUAAGGAGUGGCAGGGGAUUGGUUCCAGACAACAGGCUGCUGUCCCAACCCUCGAAGCAAGCACAGGAAUGGGUGCUGUGCCUACGCCACCCCAGAGAAAGGCCAAGAGCCCAGCUGGGUACUGCCUGCUGACAAAGAAGGUCCCCUCUGCAUGGGCCCUGAGGGAUUUCCGAAGAAAUGACACAGCCCACUCUCACAGGGAGGAAAACAGCCUGGUCUCCGCAGCUGUGCCACCCACACCUUGGGACUGUUUGCAGCCUGAGCCAUGGGAAGACACCAAAGCCCCCCACCCUGCCGCCCCCCCAGCAGAUCUGGCCACACUUCUCUGCUUUACGCCUUAGCCAACUAGUGACAAGUAAAACCAGAUAAUGCCCAUGUGUUUUGGAACAUUUAUGUAAGAUUGUCAUAUGAAAUGUAUUUGGGAACUACAUUAAAACUUUUAACUAAACCCCUGGGCCCCUGCC